Messenger RNA from Aureobasidium pullulans EXF-150, 1361 nucleotides. RefSeq lists its product as uncharacterized. NCBI's taxonomy places the organism in Eukaryota, Fungi, Ascomycota, Dothideomycetes, Dothideales, Saccotheciaceae. The transcript has a single exon. Bases 248 to 1138 code for a protein of 296 amino acids. The record is from RefSeq and is a predicted model, not a curated record.
CAGUUAGUCGAGUGUCUUCCUCGCGCCUUGAUUGUCAACGCAUAGCAUGUUUGAUCGUGUCGAAAGUUGAAACAUGUCACGGCUGCCUAAGGCGCCCUAGGCACGACCGGUAGGAGCUCUCAACGUGUCGCAGACCACAACUUCCUUCCACCUUUCAUGAUUGAAAUGCCACCACAAACAAAACUAUUAAUCCUAACACGUCAUUCCCACAACUCGCUACGGUCUGGCAUCAGGCUUCUUUCAGGACAUGGACUCACCAAUCGAGAUUAAAGAUGACUUCAAACUUCUUACUCCCACCGAACAAUCUGAAGCAAUGGCCGAUCUCAUAGCACAGUUCGCCGACCAAAUGCUCGACAACAACAAACGUGUUUUCUCUCGUGUGCUAGAUACUAUUGGCGCUACAGACACAAAAGGCCAGAAGACCCUGCAUCUGGAUAUGCUAGCGACACACCUGGCAAUGGAAACACCGGAAAUCUUAGAAGUCAAGUCGUGGAAUAGUGAUGAUCUCGACUUACCAAACACCAUCACCUCUGUAGAUGACUUCAGAGCUCAGUCUUGCCUAGGCAAUAUACCAGGUACCCAUCCGUGGAAGUCAGGUUCAAGCGACUACGUCACAGGUUUUCUACAGAGCCUUGAGUCUGCUGUACGCAAGAACGCUUCGAGAGAGUUGCUCGGCGACGCAGCAGAAACUCUCGAAUUGCCAGCUCCAUUUUGCGAGUUCUUUAAGCAUACGGGAGGAGUGACUUAUUCGAACCUCGACCGUCAAAUGUUUGUUUGUAGCUUCGGAGACACGAUUUCCAGUGCUCAAGAGCAGGCACAGCCACUGGAAAAGAUGUGCGAGCGCGCCCCUUCGUUUGGCUUUGAAGUUGCCGCAGGAUGGAAGGCCGGCGACAACGAUCAGAAUUCUUGGAUACACUAUCUGCUUUGCAAAGGAGUCGAUGAGCCGGAUGAACCGCGGGAGUGGAGAAUCUUUAUCAACAACAUCAAUUUCCAGGAUUUUGGAUAUUACGAUACUCUUGGUGAUUUUCUUGUUUGGUAUUCCGGUGCUUUUGAUUGGGUGGAUUGGGAUGCUGUUCAGAGUCACGUGGACGAUCUUUGUGAGAAGUGUAAGAGGGUCCUGGAGGUGGACGAGGGAUGAGGACAACCACCUGCAGGUACAAUUAUAAGUUAUACACAGCUCGGGUUGCAGAAAAGUUUGCGUUGGAGAACAAGCACAUAUGUCCUUUUUUUCCGCUCCAACUCAAGACGAUGCUUCGAACUCAUGCACCUUGACUCUCUGCGAUCAUAUAUGUAUAACCAGAAAAAAACAUGAAAACACGAAACAGAAGCUUCUUGAGAUAUUGCUAGCAAAGGGAAUAAUC